Brassica rapa (field mustard) is the source of this 2049-nucleotide messenger RNA. RefSeq names its product SEC12-like protein 1. The record is from RefSeq and is a predicted model, not a curated record. Gene Ontology annotation, molecular function: guanyl-nucleotide exchange factor activity; protein binding. Gene Ontology annotation, biological process: endoplasmic reticulum to Golgi vesicle-mediated transport. Gene Ontology annotation, cellular component: endoplasmic reticulum membrane. NCBI's taxonomy places the organism in Eukaryota, Viridiplantae, Streptophyta, Magnoliopsida, Brassicales, Brassicaceae.
UAAUUGCCCUUAAUGAAACAUGCAAUGUUAGUAAAAAAAUGGCAGGCUAAGGUAAUUAUGACAAUAUGAUCGUGCUUUAAUAGUAUAGAUAUUAAUAAAAUUACUAAAAAACACUAUACUUUUUUAUAUUGUUGAUAUUUAUGUUUCCAAACAAUUCUCAUUUAUACUAUUAUUCAUAUUUUCAAACAGUAUUAAAAUGUACUUCAAUUUUAAUAAUAUAGAUAAUAAUAUUUUUGUUGCGUUAUAGUCGUAUGCAUUAUUUAAAAAACUGUUUACACCGGUUACAUAAGUUUUCUCAUAUGGUUGCAUCUUAACAAUAUUAACAAUCUCACUGGAAAUCUUCGUCUAAUAUUCAAUUUUCGGUAAGCUAUUCAAUUUUUUUCUUCUAUAAAAAAUGUAACAAUAACAUUUGACAAUUUGAACCAGUGGGCAAGUGUGCACGAUGUUAGCUUCGUUGGAGUAUUAAAGUUUAUUAUUGGAAAGGGAUCAAAGAGAAUAUACUUUCAUACAAUGUCAUUUGACAUUGGAUCCAUAUUGGCGUGGGAGAGAGAUAGAUAGGCAUCAACAAAAUUCGUGUAGAAACAAGAAAGAAGAGGAAUAGUUUAUCAAAUCGAAUAGAAUGGAGACUGAAGAAGCGAGUCGUGGUGAAAGUGGGUAUGUGGUGUGCGGAUCAUGGAUUCGUCGCCCGAAGAAAGUAAACUGGGCCAUCAUCGCCAAAGCUGCCAAACGACGUGGCUCCUCUUCUCCUCCUCUCCUUAACAUCUACUCUUUUGAUCCCAUCACUACUUCUCUCUCCUCCUCUCCCUUGUCAACACAUGCGCUCAAUGAGAGUGAUGGUGAUCCUGUGGCAAUCUCAGUGCACCCUGGCGGAGAUUAUUUUGUUUGCUCAACUUCCAAAGGUGGUUGCAAGUUGUUUGAGAUUGCCGGAGGAGCAACAACAGGUAUUACUAUCUUAGAAAAAGAACUCCCUCCUCUACAAAAUGCUGGACUACAAAAGUGUAUGGCCUUCAGCUUUGAUGGGUCUAAAUUAGCUGUUGGUGGAGUGGAUGGAUGUCUGAGAAUUAUGGAUUGGCCAAACCUAAGUGUAAUCUUGGAGGAGCCAAAAGCACACAAAUCCAUUCGGGAUAUGGAUUUCAGUUUGGACUCAGAGUUCUUAGCCACAACAUCAACAGAUGGAUCAGCUAGAAUAUGGAAAGCAGAAGAUGGUUUCCCUUUGUCUACUUUGGAACGUAGUGGGGAAGAAAAUAUUGAACUGUGCCGAUUCUCUAAAGAUGGAACAAAACCUUUUCUGUUCUGUGCUGCUCAGAGAGGUGACGUUCCUGUGGUAAAUGUUUAUGACAUUAGUACAUGGAAGAAGCUUGGGUUCAAGAAGCUGUCAAGGAAGAGUGCAUCUACAAUGGCAGUCAGCUUGGAUGGCAAAUAUAUUGCUUUGGGUGGCAAAGAUGGGGAUAUAUCAAUCGCUGAAGUGAAGACAAUGGAGAUAUACCACUACAGUAAGAGGCUGCAUCUCGGUCAAACCAUUGCUUCACUUGAGUUCUGCCCUAGUGAAAGGGUGAUGCUGACAACAUCGAGUGAAUGGGGUGAGAUGGUGACAAAACUCACUGUACCAAAGGAGUGGAAAGAGUGGCAGAUAUAUGCACUAUUGUUUUGCUUGUUCCUGGCGUCAGUGGUACUUGCAUACGUGUUCUUCGAGAACUCAGAUUCGUUUUGGAAGUUACCAAUGGGGAAAGAUCAAAGAAGACCAAAGAUUAGUCUUUUUGGAGAUUCAUCCACGUCUGCUAAGGAUCAUAAUAGGUGGAACUUGGACCUAUAGAUAAAAGAGAUUUAUGUAUAUCUAAGAAACCUUUUCUGUUUUUUUUUUUCUCUUUUCAAAACUUUGUUGCAUGUUUUUCCUUUCCCCGUUCUCAUCAUUCUGAUUUAUUUUAUUUUCUCUCAACCGUUCCUCUGUAUUCUGAUUUUGAACACUGUAAGAAAUUUUUCUCCAACUUUAGAAUUCAACAUAUACCAAAAACGCAGAAAAAUUAGUGGGACAAGAUUGUACUUGGUGCU